Chrysemys picta bellii (western painted turtle) is the source of this 7159-nucleotide messenger RNA. RefSeq names its product zinc finger C3H1-type containing (gene ZFC3H1). Lineage: Eukaryota; Metazoa; Chordata; Testudines; Emydidae. Gene Ontology annotation, biological process: RNA processing. Gene Ontology annotation, molecular function: protein binding. The record is from RefSeq and is a predicted model, not a curated record. Gene Ontology annotation, cellular component: nucleus; exosome (RNase complex).
AUGGCGGGAGAUGCCGCUGCCCUUGGAGACCGUUAUCCACCCCCGCCCCAUUGCAGGACGGCCGGGCUCGACUCGUUGCCGGCUCUCCCCUCUACAACGGACGCCCCCCGUCUGCUAGUCAGAACUACAGCUCCCAUGAUACAGCGCGCGGCCCCUCUCUAUGACGCAAUCUACUAUGGCUUCCUUCCCCUCCAGAGGGGGAGUGAGAGAGGGGAGUCAUUAGUUCUCGCGAGACUACAGCUGGCGGGGGGAGGGGUAAGGCGGGGGGAUCCUGAAGACAGACGUGGUGGGGAAGUUUUGGGGCUGGGCUACUCUGGAAUCGAAAGCGUUUGUACCGCUACGAGCCGCUCCCUGCUUCUCCGUUGCGCCUGGACCGGGUCCAUGGCGGCGGCCACAGCCCCUGCCGAGGCGGCGCCGCUGGAGCCUAGCGGUCUGUCCCCGAAGGAGGAGGGGGAGCUGGAGGACGGCGAGAUCAGCGACGAUGACAAUAACGGCUCCGAGCCCGCCAGCGGCCUCAUCAGCACCAGGCCCUACUCGAGGCGCAGGCCGCCUCCCGGGCUCCGCGGCGGCGCCUCCCUCUCCUCCUCGCGCCGCUUCCCCCGCUCGCGGCACCAACCGCCCCCGGAGCUCGGCCACCUGCACGGCCACGGCGGCUACCGGCCCAAGGAGUCGUUCCGCUCUCACCCGCCGCCGCUGCCUUCGUCGCGGAUGCCUCCGGGCUCCCACUCCCACUCCGACUCUGGCCCCAGGCUCUCGUUCUGGGAGCGCAGCCACAACGCGCUGGAUCGGUUCCGCUUCCGAGGCAGGCCUUACCGCGGCGGGGGCCGCUGGGGCAGGAGCCGGGGUGGGGGAGAUCGGGGAAGUAACCCGCCAGGAAGGCCGCCGGGGGGCGGGGGAGGACCCGGAUUCAGCUCCAGCCAGGGCUGGAGGGAGCCCUCCCCUCGGAAGUCCAAAACUUUUGGAAGAUCCCCAUCUAGAAAACAGAACUACUCAUCUAAAAAUGAAAACUGUGUGGAAGAAAGCUUUGAGGAUCUUCUUCUGAAAUACAAGCAGAUUCAGCUUGAACUUGAAUAUAUUAAUAAAGAUGAAAAACUGGCUCUGAAUAACAGAGAAGAAACUGUGCACCAAGAUGAUGCUAAAACAGCAAACGCUGAGGACCAAAUAGCUGUAGAAAAUGUCAGUAUUACAAAAGAAGCUAUAAAAGAAGUGUCUCCUGAGGAGAAAAAUCAGGUUAUAGCCUUUCAGGCAUUUGAACUGAAACCUCUCAGGCAAAAACUGUCUACACCGGCUGAGAGGAACAGAUUGAAAAAAACUAAAGAUGGAACAAAACAGCUGUCACAAAAAUCUGAACUCACAGAAUCCAGUCAAGCACACGGCAAGCAGGAAGAUCUCCAGGGUGUAGAAGACAAAGAACAAACAUUAGUACGAAAACUUAGCACUUCAGAUGCUACAUCUGAAAAGAAGCUACUGGAUGAGGAGGAAGAGAUGUCUGAAUUGCAGCUUAGACUUCUUGCACUUCAGUCUGCCAGUAAGAAAUGGCAGCAGAAAGAACAGCAGGUGAUGAAGGAAAGCAAGGAAAAACUAACAAAGACUAAAACUGUUCAGCAAAAAGUCAAAGCCAGUACAAAACCACAUUCAACCAAAAAAACCAGCACUGCAGCUAAGCAAGCUUUGAGGAAACAGCAAACAAAGGCAUGGAAAAAAAUGCAGCAGCAAAAGGAACAAGAAAGACGUCAAAAAGAAGAGGAGCAGAGGAAACAGGAAGAGGAGGAGGAGAGAAGAAAAAGAGAAGAGGAAAUCCGAAAAAUCCGUGACCUUUCAAAUCAAGAAGAGCAGUACAACCGGUUCAUGAAGCUUGUUGGGGGAAAGAGGAGAUCAAGAAGCAAGUCUUCAGAUACAGACUUGAGACGGUCUUUAGAUAAGCAAUCUACUGAUAGCGGAGGAGGGAUUUAUCAAUAUGACAACUAUGAUGAAGUUGCCAUGGAUACAGACAGUGAAACUAACUCACCAGCUUCUUCUCCAGUGCAGCCUCCUUUCUUUGAGUGUCCGGUGGAAUAUUUUCCUCCUCCAGCACCACCAAUUUCCUUGCCCCUGACACCCCAGGUUACAACCGUACAGCCGUUGAGCCAACUUUAUGUGGAGGACAUUUCUUGUGUUUCUCUUGAGCCUCCUCCACCUCUCCCACCCCUUCCACCUGAGGAACCCGAACAGCCACCCAAACCUCCAUUUGCAGAUGAAGAAGAAGAAGAAGAAAUGCUACUACGAGAAGAGCUACUCAAGUCUCUAGCUAACAAACGAGCUUUCAAAUCAGAGGAAACAUCAAGUAAUAGUGGUCCGCCUUCACCUCCAGUUCCAAAUAAUUCCCAGCCUGUGCCAAGAAGCAAUCUAUCAGCAGUCAGUAUUAAUACUGUAUCCCAGCCUCGGGUACAGAACACAAAGUUUGUUAGAGUACCGCGACCGCCACGAGCAGUAAUCACACUUCCGAAGCAUAAGUCAGUAGUGGUGACACUGAAUGAUUCAGAUGAUAGCGAAUCUGAUGGAGAGCCAUCUAACUCGACUAACAGUGUAUUUGGAGGACUAGAAUCCAUGAUCAAAGAAGCAAGAAGAACUGCAGAGGCUUCAAAACCCAAAGCACCUCCAAAAUCAGAAAAAGAAAAUGAUCCUAUGAGAACCCCAGAGGCCUUACCAGAAGAUAAGAAGAUUGAAUAUCGACUCUUAAAAGAAGAGAUUGCCAGUCGAGAGAAGCAGCGCUUAAUUAAAUCUGAUCCAUUGAAGAACAAUUCAUCUCCUGCAAACUCUGAUGGUGAAGUCGAUGGGGUUGGUAGAAUAGCAAUAGUUACAAAACAAGUUACAGAAGCAGAAGCAAAACUUAAGAAGCACAAACUUCUGUUAAUGAAGGAUGAGUCUGUUUUGAAACAUCUCCUGCAGCAAGAAGCAAAGAAGAGAGAAUCUGUUCGAAUUGCUGAAAAUAAGAUUGCUAAACUUGCUGAGCAACUGCAAGCAACUGAAAAGUUUCUGGAUGUUAAUAGGGUGUUUUUGAAGAAGCUUCAGGAACAAAUUCACAAAGUUCAACAACGAGUUACAGUGAAGAAAGCUCUGGCGUUAAAAUAUGGAGAAGAGCUUGCUCGAGCAAAAGCAGUGGCAAGUAAAGAAAUUGGAAAACGAAAACUGGAACAAGAUCACCUCGGACCAAACAAAAUGUUGAAAUUGGAUCAUUCCCCUGCAUCAAGUCCAAAAAAACAUUCAGCAGAAUUGAUUGCAUUGGAGAAGAAACGACUACAGCAACUGGAGUACGAGUAUGCCCUAAAGAUUCAGAAACUUAAAGAGGCCCGUGCACUUCAAAUCAGGGAACAACCAAAUAUUACUCCAAAUGCAGAAGAGGAAUCUGAAUUUGUAUUACCUCAGCCAUCACUUCAUGACCUUACACAAGACAAACUGACCCUAGACAGUGAAGAAAACUAUUUUGAUGAUGAAAUUUUGUCUAACUCAAACAGAGAACGAAGGAGAUCUUUCAGAGAAUCCAGUUCUUUUACUAAACCUAAUCUUAAGCACUUGGACACCCCCAAACAAGAAAUAAACAAACUUUCUAAAAAAGCAGUGGAGGAACCUGAACUUUUUCUCGGGUUGAAUAUUGAUGAACUGAAAAAACUUUAUGCUAAAGCUGACAGCUUGAAAGAGCUGCUUAUAAAAAGUACUGCCGUUAUGACUUCUAAGGAAGAGUUUUUAUGUGGUCAGGAAAUUUUGGUGGAUAUGGAUAUUGUUACAGCACAAAGUAAACAAGCUGAAGUGAGACCAUUUCCAUUUGGGCCAUAUCAUAGUCCCCUUCUAGUUUUUAAAUCCUACAGGUUUAGCCCCUAUUUUCGAACCAAGGAAAAACUUUACCUCAGUUCAGUAUCCUACAGCAAUAUGAUUGAGCCAAAACAGUGUUUCUGCCGUUUUGAUUUAACAGGCACAUGUAAUGAUGAUGAUUGUCAGUGGCAGCACAUGAAAGACUGCACUCUUAACCGAAAGCAACUGUUUCAGGACAUUCUUUCUUACAAUUUAACUUUGAUUGGCUGUUCAGAGAAAAGCACUGAUGAGGAAAUCAGCAUUGCAACAGAAAAAUAUGUCGAAAAACUUUUUGGUGUAAACAGAGAUCGAAUGUCAGUGGAUCAGAUGGCCGUUCUUCUUGUUAGCAAUAUCAAUGAGAGUAAAGGUCACACACCUCCAUUUACAACUUGGAAAGACAAAAGGAAAUGGAGACCUAAGUACUGGAGAAAACCUGUUUUAGAUAGUAGUAGCAGCAGUGAGGAGGAACAAUCUCUGGGACCUAUUAAAUAUGCCAAUCCUGUAGAACACAAAACCAAUGUUCGAGCUCUGGAUGCUGUUGUGACUCCAGACGAUGUCAGAUACUUCACAAAUGAGACUGAUGACAUUUCUAAUCUGGAGGCGAGUGUACUUGAAAACCCCUGUGAUGUACAGCUUUGGAUUAAACUUGCAUACAAGUACUUGAGUCAAAAUGAAGGUUCAUCCUCUGAGUGCUUGGAUUCUGCUUUAAAUGUUCUGGCUCGAGCACUAGAAAACAACAAAGAGAACCCUGAAAUCUGGUGUCAUUACCUCAAGCUAUUCUCAAAAAGAGGAACCAAGGAGGAAGUGCAGGAGAUGUGCGAGACAGCAGUAGAGUAUGCGCCUACUUACCAAAUCUGGUGGACGUUUUUGAACCUGGAAAACUCUUUUGAUGGAAAGGACUAUGUAUGUGGGAGAAUGCUGCAGUUCCUAAUGGAAAGUACAGAGGGUGAAGAAAACUCUGAUCUCCUGUCCUUUCAGCUGUUGGAGACCCUGCUGUACAGAGUUCACUUAAGCAUGUUUACAGGAAGACAUCAAAAUGCUCUUGCUCUACUUCAGAAUGCUUUAAAAUCAGCUAAUGAAAAGAUAAUAGCAGAACGCCUCACCAUAAGUGACCGCUGCUUGGCUUGGCUAGCUUAUAUACAUCUAAUUGAAUUCAGUGUUCUCCCUGUCAAGUUUUAUGAUCCUGCUAAUGCCAACCCUUCGAGGAUAAUGAACAAAGAACCAUUUUUAAUACCAUGGCAAACAAUUCAAGAUGUGAAGACCAAUCCUGAUAUGUUGUUAGCUGUGUUUGAAGAUGCAGUACAAACAUGUACUGAUGAAAAUCUUGGAGCUGAUGAAAGAAUAGCUAUCUGCCUUCCACUUUACAGAAACAUGAUUGCUUUGCAGCAGCUACUGGAAAGGUGGGAGGCUGCUAUAGAACUGUGUAGCUCAUUGCUGGAGUUAUGCCCUAUCAACUGUCAGUUGCUGGAAGCGCUGGUUACUUUAUACUUGCGGAUGGAACAGAAUGACAAAGCCUGUGCUGUGUGGCUUACAGCAUUUGAGAAAAAUCCUCAAAAUGCACAGGUUUUUUAUCAUAUGUGCAAAUUCCUCAUCUCCCAGAAAAGGGCAGACAGUAUUCCUCCAUUGUUGCAAGAAUUUGUCGCAGCUUUCUUUGAGAAUGUAUGUCAGGAACACAGUCCCAUGGAUCUGUUACGGUAUCUCUUGAAUUUUCCAAUGCCGAUUGAAUUUACAUCACCUUUGUAUAAAGGACAUCUUACAGAUGAUAUUUUAAACCAGCAAGUCCCAUUUUUGUGGCAAAUCUACUGUUUAUGUCAGUCUCUUCAUGCAAGUGUUGGUGAAGCAUUGGAUGCUUAUGAAGCAGCUCUAGGAGCAGUGAUGCAACAGGAAACAGUGCAGAACAUUUGGAUGGAUUACCUUGUUUUUCUCAAUAGCAAAGUUGUUGGAUCCAACAAUAAAGUUCAAGAAUUCAAGCUUUUUACUGAUCUAGUGAACAGAUGUCUAGUUACAGUCCCCACCCGAUACCCUAUUCCUUUUAGCACUGCUGAUUACUGGACCAAUUAUGAGUUUCAUAAUAGGGUAAUUUUCUUUUAUUUGAGCUGUGUUCCAAAGUCUCAACAUUCCAAAACCUUGGAACGGUUUUGCUCUUCUAUGCCUACCAAUCCUGGACUUGCACUAAGGCUGCUUCAACAACUUUGGGAAGAGAACAAUGUUCAGAUACUGAAACUGCAAGCCAAGAUGUUUACAUAUAAUAUCCCAACAUGCCUGGCCAUCUGGAAAAUAGCCAUUGCUGCCGAGUGCUUUCUAAAGGGACAGAGAGAGGUCCAUCAUUUAUAUCAGAGAGCCUUUCAGAAGUUACCUCUAUGUGCAACACUGUGGAAAGAUCAACUCUUGUUUGAAGCAUCAGGAGGAGGUAAAACUGAUAACCUGAGAAAACUAGUUUCCAAGUGCCAAGAGGUUGGAGUCAGCCUAGAUGAGCUUUUAAAUUUAAACACUUACAGAACAGAAAGCAAGAAUCACUGAACGCUGGGUGCAGUCAGUCCUAAGUCCUAUUAAAUGCCAAAAUCAUUUGAAUGAUUCUUCAGGCUGAUCCAUGCCUAAGCUCUGUGUCAGGCAGAUGAGCAUUGCUGAGCAUAUCAAGUCUCCAAUCUGCUUUCCUUGAACCUGGAAACAAUUAACAUGACCCUCCUCUCUCUGGAUAAUUGAACUCCCUGUUUGGCCUGCUUCUGGGCCCUGCCAGAAUCUCAUAACAUCAUGUACGUAAGUAUAGUUAAUCAAAAUGACAGACAUUAUUUUUUUUAUGUUUUCCUUUUAUUUUCCUUUUUCUUUAUCUUGUGCUGUUCCUGAUUCACUUGACACUCUCGCUGAUGCCUGAGAGAUCUGUGUUUGGGGUUAAGUACUGGACUGUGUUUACAGUAAAAAGCAAGCAGUCCACUUGGUUUUUUCCUUUUUUAAACCUUUUUGAGAUUUUUUUUCAUUACAGGAUUUAAAACAAAAGCAGCCGCUCUUAAGGAAAGCGUAACUGCCAGGGCCACAAGUAUGCUUCUAGCACUUGAAGGCUCUAAGAGGGUUGUUUACUGCCCUUUCUGCAUUCUGGACUCAUGGCAGAGACUAUUAAACUUGAAGAUUAAAGAAACUAUUGCAAAUGCCAGUGCAUCAGAAAUAAGAGUGGUCAAUUAUUAUGUGCAAUUUUUUUGUAAAGAAAUUUUAAUUUAUAAUAAAGUUUAACAGUUUAAAGAACAGUUAAUAUUGAACUGUUUUGUAUUAAGAUACUACUCUGUAGUAUUAGUUGUUUAUACAAAGAUAUUUUGAAUAUAAGUUAACUUUUAAGAAA